Messenger RNA from Xylaria bambusicola, 1467 nucleotides. RefSeq lists its product as uncharacterized. The record is from RefSeq and is a predicted model, not a curated record. The transcript has 2 exons. NCBI's taxonomy places the organism in Eukaryota, Fungi, Ascomycota, Sordariomycetes, Xylariales, Xylariaceae. Bases 92 to 1150 code for a protein of 352 amino acids.
CGUUUGAUCCAUUCUUACUUGUAUCAUAUUCCCCACUCGUCCGUCUACCUUUGCGUCCAAAUCGAACCUUACUUCAAUCCGAUCAACCAUCAUGAGUCUAGCACAGGCGGCUGCUAUCAAGAGUGACCGUCCGUCUUCGACGCCCACCUUGACAGAAUCCACCACAAAGCAACCCGAACACGAGACUGGGAAGAGUGAACAAAAGACGAAGAAAAGAGGAUUGUUCGGACUUGGCAAGAAGAAGCACGAAGACAAGACGUCCACGCAGAGCAGUCCAAAAGCGGAAUCGAGGCUCGCAAGCCCACCCAAUACUAUUAGCAGAGAGGCAACGAAACGAUCCACGACGUCCCGGACACCUGUUGAGAGCCCAAAGAUGAUACCUUCCUCACCAGGACGGGGAUUUCAUUCCUCGUCCCCGCGGAUGAGCUCACCAGCCGGGUCGCAAAUAUUCGAGCGAGACGUGCAAGAGAGUGCCAUUCUACCCACUUCACCCGCUAUUCCAUCACAUAUACAAACAGAGAACCAUAUCCCACCAGUUCUGGAUGCCUCCUCAGAAGCCAUUACCGACGACCAUCUCAACCCUGACUCGGUCGAGAUCGUUACACACAUCUCCCACCAGCCAGCCGCCGUCACUGUGGCUGGCGCGCCACUCUACGAGAGCAUUUCUAGUUCGUGGACAGAAGACCUCACGGCCCUUUCGGACAGGGAAGAGUCGGCCUCCAACUACGGGUCGUUAGACUCAACUGAUGUGCGGCGUCUAAGCUUCAUCUCGUUUGCUGAUGUCGUGCAGGCUGAGCAAGGCCCCCCUGGACUAGCUACAGGAAGCCGGGAUUCAAUGCAUCUAGCCGGUUUGACAUCGCUAGCCUCCAUGGGCGUCAACCGCUCACCCUCGCCCAUAAGAUCACCGGUAUCCUCGCAGGCACCAGAGACGUCACCGCCUAACAGCAAAUCCGGGUCAAUUAAAGGAAUUAGCUUGUCCCCCCCAAGGAAGCCGUUGGGCAGCCCCACCUCGACGGAAUACAACCUUGGCCUAACUACGGGCGAGCUGGCUAUUGAGACCAUGUCGCAAGCGCUGAGACGCACAGGUAGCACCGACCUCAGCGCGGCACGGAGUCAUCCUAUUAGUCCCAUUGAGGGGCCAUCACGGUGAUCGUUUGCAAACCAUGUGUUGUUGUUUUUCAUAGGGGGCACAAUGUAGUUGGCUGGAGUUGAGGUGUUGGUCCGGUUGUGUUCAAGCGGCUUUGAGGAUGUCUGCAUGCUAUUCGACCAAAUUUUUUUUUUGUGAUGCAUAUUCUUCACAGCUGCUUGACUGCUUUCCACGGUCGAGUUUUUGUUUCGAGAUACACACCAUGGAUACCAUUCGACCGACCCGUGUUUCUGCUUCCCUAUUCGCCGCCUCCUUUCCUUUGAGCUCCUCGAGAGGGAUAUUGAAGAUGAAAGUGUCUUGCAGGCCAGUGGUUCUCGUUA